AUGGGAACCCAAUAUAUGAUGCAAGUCGGCCUGGCCUCCGGCAUGUCAGCAACGGAGGGCAUCUACCCGGUGCAUCCCAAGUCCGUCGAUCCCAACCUGAGCGAUCCAGCCCACAUGCUCCCCGAAAAUGUGGUUCCCAACUCGCGGAGCCGUCUUGCCGUGCGCGGAUACGGCGGCAAGGACGUGUUGAUCCCCUACCUGAGCAUUGGAACUUGGGCCUGGGGCGACAAGCCGACAUUCAACUACGAUCCUACGGUUGACCUGCCUAGGAUCCAUGCUGCCUGGGAGAAGCUGAAGUCCGUUGGGUUGACCUUCGUGGACACGGCGCAGUCCUACGGCAAUGGCGAAAGCGAGCGGAUCUGUGGGACUUUGUUCAAGGGGAUGCCUCGGGAUGCGUUCGUUGUGCAGACUAAGUGGUUCUCGGGUGGCUUGAGCAACACCUUGAUGCAGUCGCGUGGGCCGAAGGCUAGACUGAAGGAGUCGCUUCAUCGAGUGGGACUGGAUUAUGUGGAUAUUUACCUGGUGCAUGGGCCCAUCCAUGGAAGUUCGAUUUCAACUGUUGCAGAGGGAUUAGCCGAAUGUGUGGAGGAGGGCAUGACGCGCGCUGUCGGAGUUGCCAACUACAACACGGGGGAGAUGAUCAAGAUGGCCGAGGAAUUGGCGAAGAACAACGUACCACUGGCGGUGUCGCAGUGCGAGUUCUCGGUCAUUCGCCGUGUGCCAGAGGUCAGUGGGAUGAUCCGUGAGUGCAGAGAGCGCGGCAUUUGCUUCCAGGGCUUUGCGUCGCUGGGUGAGGGUCGAUUGACGAGCAAGUAUUCCCGAUUCAACGAGCCCAAGAGCACUCGGCGGUUCAGUAGCUAUCCGAUGCAUAUGCUGGAGCCGACGAUCAAUGUGCUGAAGGGCAUUGCGGAACAGCAUCGGGUCUCUGUUUCGGCGGUCGCGCUGAAUUACUCGAUUAACAAAGGCGUUGUGCCUCUGGUGGGAGUGCGCGAUGCUGAACAGGCGGAGGAGGACAUGCAGGCGCUGGGCUGGCGAUUGACCGAAGACGAGAUCCGGCGCAUUGAGGAGGUCAGUUUUGAGGGCAACACGUCUGCUUUGUUGCAGCAUGGAUAA
This is a messenger RNA of Penicillium daleae, 1113 nucleotides long. RefSeq lists its product as uncharacterized. Gene Ontology annotation, molecular function: oxidoreductase activity. The record is from RefSeq and is a predicted model, not a curated record. Bases 1 to 1113 code for a protein of 370 amino acids. Lineage: Eukaryota; Fungi; Ascomycota; Eurotiomycetes; Eurotiales; Aspergillaceae. The transcript has a single exon.